Messenger RNA from Peromyscus eremicus (cactus mouse), 1581 nucleotides. It is a transcript of the gene Chmp6, whose product is annotated as charged multivesicular body protein 6. Lineage: Eukaryota; Metazoa; Chordata; Mammalia; Rodentia; Cricetidae. Gene Ontology annotation, cellular component: multivesicular body; ESCRT III complex. The transcript is spliced from 8 exons. Gene Ontology annotation, biological process: vesicle budding from membrane; late endosome to vacuole transport via multivesicular body sorting pathway. The record is from RefSeq and is a predicted model, not a curated record. Bases 57 to 659 code for a protein of 200 amino acids.
AGUACGGUGGCCGCGGGGCGGCGGCGACGGGCUCGGCCGGCCGGCGCGGGGCCGCCAUGGGCAACCUGUUUGGCCGCAAGAAGCAGAGCCGGGUCACCGAGCAGGACAGGGCCAUCCUGCAACUGAAGCAGCAGAGGGACAAGCUGAGGCAGUACCAGAAGAGGGUCACACAGCAGCUGGAGAGGGAGCGGGCUCUGGCCAGGCAGCUGCUGCGGGAUGGCAGGAAAGAACGGGCCAAGCUGCUGCUCAAGAAGAAGAGGUACCGGGAACAGCUGCUCGACAGGACGGAGAACCAGAUCAGCAGCCUGGAAGCCAUGGUUCAGAGCAUCGAGUUCACGCAGAUUGAGAUGAAGGUGAUGGAGGGGCUUCAGGUGGGCAACGAGUGUCUGAACAAGAUGCACCAGGUGAUGUCCAUAGAGGAGGUGGAGAGGAUCCUGGACGAGACCCAGGAGGCAGUAGAGUACCAGCGGCAAAUUGAUGAGUUGCUGGCAGGAAACUUUACUCAGGAGGAUGAGGAUGCCAUCCUGGAAGAGCUGAAUGCAAUCACUCAGGAACAAAUCGAGUUACCAGAGGUUCCUUCGGAGCCCCUUCCUGACAUAAACCCAGAAGCCCCUGCCAAGGCCAGAUCCAGGCAGGCAGAGCUGGUGGCAGCUUCAUAACUCCGGCUCUCCAGGGACUCGCAGGGAUUCUCUGAGGACUGGCCCCCAGAGCGUUUGGCUGCGUGUCAACCCUGAGGGCUCCCAGGAGGCCUGAAGGGCUGCGCUGGCCAGUGCAGGUGCUGGUGGCUGGAGCAGCAGCUCACACGGGCCCUGACAUCAGGGCACCACAACGCGAUUCGAGCUUUAGUCUGGAUGCACCGUUGUCCUGCUCUCGUUCUGGAUUAAGUGGACACUCAAAGCCCAGCCAGGCCCGGCUUCAGGCAGCUGUGGUUCCCACAGUGGCCGCAGCCCAAUACUCCUGGUGCUGUUCUCAUGGCUGACCCAGUCCGUGUGACCUGCGCUCUUUUGUGAGGAAGCGCUUCAGACCUUGGGGUCCCUGUUUCCUUCUCUUGUCUCUGCUGCUCCAAGCUGGUGGGGGGCUUCAGUUAAGGGCUUCUCACCGUGCCUGGCCUCCUGAUGCCCCUCAGUUUCCCUACAGGCUAGUGACAGAAACCCUAGGGUACUGGUGUUCUCCAAAUCUCUCGGAGCAUCUUCUUUGGCACCUCAGACUUGAGCCUCUUAUGUUUUGGGGAGGUGGACCAGGGGCCAUCACUGCUGAAUGGACAAAUCUAAGAGCCUGACUUGGGGUCUUCACAGAAGAAAGUCAUCUUGAAGGAGGUGACAAGACCCUGUUCCAAUGGGUAUGCACCCCAUGGAAUCUGGACACACAGCUGCCAGUCCCUAAGCCACCAGUGCCCUGGAGGAGCAGAGCUUGGAGGUGACUUUCAGGGUCCUGUGCUUGUUUGACAGGGGACAGUCCCUGAUCCUCAGGUCCUUGAGGACCACAGGGCUUUCUGUCCUUUCAGGGCCCACCAGGAAAGGACAUCUCUUCCUUAACCCAGAACGGGUCAACCCCAGUAUUAAAGUUGGCCCCUGCAUGGUC